Messenger RNA from Magnolia sinica, 2390 nucleotides. RefSeq names its product phosphoinositide phosphatase SAC6-like. The transcript has 22 exons. Gene Ontology annotation, biological process: phosphatidylinositol dephosphorylation. Gene Ontology annotation, cellular component: endoplasmic reticulum. The record is from RefSeq and is a predicted model, not a curated record. Bases 149 to 2161 code for a protein of 670 amino acids. Gene Ontology annotation, molecular function: phosphatidylinositol-4-phosphate phosphatase activity. NCBI's taxonomy places the organism in Eukaryota, Viridiplantae, Streptophyta, Magnoliopsida, Magnoliales, Magnoliaceae.
UCGUUCGUUUGGGUUGAUGAGCUAGUUUCAGUUGCUCCAUCGUUCCAGUGGCCCAGUGCGUGAGGCAGCAGGACAUCUGUGACAACACCAUCUCCUGCAGAACCUCAAGCACCAUCAACCUCAUCAGCGGCAGAAACUCCGCAGUUACAUGCUGUCGUUGGGGCUAACAUGCGCAGUAGGACAGUCGUUCCGCCCAAACCGGAGUUUAAGAAGAAUCAUCCCCAUCAGAUCCACCAUUCUCGACUCUCCUAUUUACAUUUCUACUCUCCAACGGCUUUCUCGCCUUCGUAGCCUUCGUUCUCUCUCGAAAUUCCACAGUAGCUGCUCUGAUCCCCCUCUCCUUACGAAAGCAAGCAGGUUUUCAGUUCUGAUGGAGGAGAAGACCAUUUCCGAGCAAAAGCUUUACACAAGAAUGCGACUAUGGGAAUUGCCAGAUCAGUAUAUCAUCGAGCCGACGGAUGGAACUUUUGAUUCCUAUUUAGCUAUCAGUCGUGUGGAUGGGUCAUUGAACCUGAUUGAGGACCUUCCACAUGCGAGCUUUGUUCGGGCUCCAAAGAUACGAACUGUAUUUGGUGUGAUUGGAAUGCUGAAACUUGUAGCAGGGGCAUAUGUAGUAGUCAUAACGGAACGCGAAUGUGUUGGCUCUUAUUUGGGGCAUCCUAUCUUCAGAGCUUCAUCCUUACAGAUUUUGCCGUGCAACCAAUCUCUGAGAAGUUCUUCAGCAGAACAGAAAAAGCUGGAGACUGAGUUUUCUGUGCUCCUAAAUGCUGCAGAGAGAGCUUCUGGUCUUUACUUCUCUUAUGAUGUCAAUCUAACACUAAGUGCUCAACGGUUACAUGACUUGGGCAAUGAGUCAAAGUUGCUUCCUCUUUGGAGACAGGCAGACCCAAGGUAUCUCUGGAACAAUUACAUGUUAGAGGUGCUCAUAGAGAAAAAGCUUGAUCCGUACUUACUUCCCGUUGUCCAAGGAAGUUUUCAGAACUUCCAAGCAGCAAUUGGAAAAGAUAUCAUCGAUGUUACUCUGAUUGCAAGGAGAUGCACAAGGAGAACAGGUACUCGAAUGUGGAGAAGAGGAGCUGAUCCAGAUGGCUAUGUUGCAAACUUUGUGGAAACUGAACAAAUUAUGCACUCAAAGGGAUAUACAGCAUCUUUUGUACAGAUUCGAGGGUCUAUUCCAGUAUUGUGGGAGCAGAUAGUUGAUUUGACUUACAAGCCUAAAUUUGAGAUUGUGAGACCUGAGGAGGGGCCUCGUGUAGCUGAGCGCCACUUUUUGGACUUGAGAAAAAGAUAUGGUUCAGUCUUAGCUGUUGACCUUGUCAAUACGCAUGGAAGUGAAGGACGGUUGAGAGAAAAGUAUGCAGAUGCAAUGCAGAACAUUUUUAGUGAUGAUAUAAGAUAUGUACACUUUGAUUUUCAUCAGAUUUGUGGUCAUAUUCAUUUCGACCGCCUUUCCAUCCUCUAUGACCAAAUUGCAGACUUCCUUAAGAAAAAUGGGUACUUUAUGUUGAAUACAAAUGGUGAGAGAGUUAAGGAGCAACUUGGUGUUGUAAGGACGAACUGCAUUGAUUGUCUGGAUCGUACAAAUGCCACCCAGAGCAUGAUCGGAAGAAAAAUGCUGGAAAGUCAACUUCAACAGAUAGGGAUUUUUGAAGCUGAUGAAACUAUCGGCACACAUCCAAAUUUUGAUGAAAGCUUUAAAAUAUUAUGGGCAAAUCAUGGAGAUGACAUAAGCCUUCAGUACUCUGGUACGCCUGCUUUAAAAAGAGAUUUGGUCAGAUAUGGAAAGCAGACUAUCCCUGGAUUGCUGAUGGAUGGUUGGAAUGCCAUGUCCCGCUAUUACCAGAACAAUUUCGUUGAUGGAACAAAACAGGAUGCUAUUGAUCUCAUACAUGGGCACUACAUUGUUUCCGUCAACCGUGGUAUGACAUCUCCAUCACAAAAAGAAAGUCUUGACCCUGUUGUGUCACUAUCGGUGGCAUCAGCAAUGGUCCUGGCUGGGGUCAUUUUUGCAACCAUGUCGCUGAGGCAAGCUAGAUACGACCUUCGACAUCUAUUGCUUUCAGCUAUUUUUGUCGGUGUGAGUUUCAGCAUUGCCUCAUUUGUGAAAGCCAAUGGCCGGAAGUUCUGCAGCCGGCCUCGCCUUAACAAGCCUGCAAGUUGAUUUUAUGGUAAGAAAUGUGUCAACAAGUCACGCUGCAUACAGCUCGGUGUAGCAGCAUUUUCUUCUUGUUUCUUGUUUUCCCUCCAAUAUUUAUUAUUUUUCUUUGGACAGUUUAGCUUCGCUGGUGUGCUAUUUAAAACCCUUUUUUGGCUAUAAUCCUUCUUGUAUUCCAUUGGAUUUGGGACAUUGGCUUCCCAACCAUAUCGAAAUAAGAAGCUUUUUUCAUGCA